Molecule: messenger RNA, 503 nt
Organism: Closterium sp. Naga37s-1
Lineage: Eukaryota; Viridiplantae; Streptophyta; Zygnematophyceae; Desmidiales; Closteriaceae
Source: the annotation of a GenBank genome assembly
GGCAGGUGGGUAGAGGUCCGCAAGUGGUGGGGCAGGGCCGAGGCGCGCCGGCAGGGACGGGGCCGCUACAGGGCAGCAGAGGAGUGCCGCUCCUCUCUGCAGGGCAGGGCCGGGACGGCGGCGGCGGCCCCUGCUGUCGGCGGCGCCAGCGGCUGCAGUCGGCGGCUGCGGUGGCUGCGGCCCCGGCAGUGGCGGCAGCGGCUGCUGCUGUCGGCGGCUGCGGCGGCUGCAGCCCCGGCUGUGGCGGCGGCGGCUGCUGCUGUCGGCGGCUGCGGCGGCUGCGGCCCCGGCAGUGGCGGCGGCGGCUGCUGCUGUCGGCGGCACCGGCGGUGGCGGCUCCCGCUGCAGGGGCGGCGACGGCUGCUGCUGCAGGGGCGGCGACGGCUGCUGCUGCAGGGGCGGCGACGGCGGGGCGGCAGGUCCGUGAGGGAGCCGAGAAGGGGCCGCGGAGGAGCCGAGAAGGGGCCGCUAAGGGCGGUGAAGGGGCCGCGAAGGGGCCGUGA